UGCCUUCGACUGUGAAGGCGAAAGGCUGGAGUAUGUACAGAUUUAAAUUCGGCAAUCCCUGUCCACCGGUGUGAUGCGUCGUAUCCAUUCAUUCUUUGUUUUCGACAACGAACCAAGUGGACGUACUUCUAAACCAGUUUCACAGAAUAUUGAUGGAAUCUUAAUCGGUAGCCAUCGUAAUAGCAACGAUUGAACAGUGAUGUGCUUUCGUCAUUUGUACUCCAACUUAAAGUUCAAGUGUUGGCACCCAGAUGAUGAUGAGAACGUUGAGUUGAUGCAUCAGAUAUCGAUCAACGAUCAUCAUCAUCUAUCGCACGGAGAUCCAUCGUUAGGCGGUCCAUCGAUUGGCAGUAUAAUCAACCAACAUGGUGCAUACGAUGGUCACAGAAAUCGAUUGAAACUGACCUACAAUACUCAGCUCCCAUCCGAGCACACUUACCUGGGAAAACUCGAACGCGUGGAAGCCUUGGAACGUCUUGAACCGGGAUCGAUCCACCGCAUCCCGGUGAGUGGCCAUCAGUCGAUCGUAUAUCCGGGGGAGACUAUCCCGUUGAUCCUGACCAAUCCAUUGCUAGAGUUCGAUGGCAAGGAUAGCAAUCGCAUCGGGUUGGUAUUCUGGGAGUUUCCCUUCAAGAAGCGCAUAUUCGGAGUUAUCUGUGAAGUGUACGAGAAAGUUAUCCGAGAUUCGAUCAUGAUACUCAAAACCAAAGCCCAGCAAAGAUUCGAACUGGUACCGCAAGAGGAUGGGGCCUUGACUCGGUCGGUGCAACGUGAAGGGCGUGCCCACUAUUAUGCCCAGGUGAAAAUCUUACCGGAAGUAUUACUUCCUGACCCGUUGACCAACUAUUGCAUGAACAAUACGCCGAAGAUCAACAAUUUGGCCAGGAAUCGCUUGAUGGCCGCACAGUCCAGUGUGUGGCCCAAGUUCGUCUACGAUCAGUACUGCUCCCAUGAAGUGCUCAACAAGAUGAAGCGUUUCCUGGAAUUUCUACAAAUCGAGUCCGUUCCCACGGCCGACCCAGUUAUGCUGUCCUUCUGGUUGGCGAAGAACUUCCCCCUCAGCGACACCGACCGCAAGGAGCUUUUCUACACCAAUUCGGUCCUGACUCGCAUGCUACUAGUCAACAGUUUCCUCGAUUACACGUGCUCGUGCUGCUGUAAAAAGUGCAACCGUCGGAUCGCCAACUACGCGGACAUGUUUGCCAUGUCCAAGCACGGUGUGAGCGGCAGCUACUGCAAUCCAUCCGGAUUCGUGCACGAAACGCUGACCGUCUACCGAGUGGUACCGCAGUCGACCCGGACCACCACCAAACCGUCGACCGAUUUCAGCUGGUUCCCGGGAUACUCAUGGCAGAUUGCAGUAUGCAACGCGUGCAGCAACCACAUCGGGUGGAAGUUUGUCGCAACCAAACGGGGCUACAAACCGAAGAAAUUCUACGGCCUCUGCGCGGAAACAAUCAGCGUGUCCUCGGACAGCAGAUCGCCGCCAUUCGGUACCAACCCCAAGUCGAACGCCGACAUGGUCUGAAUGCAUUUUCUCGAGAUUGAUGCAAGCACAUGGAAGGAGGAACGACAUUGUGAACUGAACGAGAGAAACGAUAGACUGCAUUACUACAACAAGAGAUUUUUCCUCCCAUUGACACUACCUAUGGGCUUAGUUGCAUUCUUCACCUUUCUAUUUAACUGUACUUGUACAACUAUUUGUGUGCUGUGUUUUAGAACAAUUGAUGAACAAAUAAAUGCUUCUGAUGCUGAACCAGUA
This is a messenger RNA of Aedes aegypti (yellow fever mosquito), 1762 nucleotides long. Its product is annotated as protein cereblon homolog. The record is from RefSeq and is a predicted model, not a curated record. The transcript is spliced from 4 exons. NCBI's taxonomy places the organism in Eukaryota, Metazoa, Arthropoda, Insecta, Diptera, Culicidae. The coding region runs from base 200 to 1528 and encodes 442 amino acids.